This is a messenger RNA of Ylistrum balloti, 987 nucleotides long. RefSeq lists its product as uncharacterized. The coding region runs from base 76 to 810 and encodes 244 amino acids. The record is from RefSeq and is a predicted model, not a curated record. The transcript is spliced from 6 exons. Lineage: Eukaryota; Metazoa; Mollusca; Bivalvia; Pectinida; Pectinidae.
GGACCAGUACCCAAAGCAGUAUUAGGUCGGGAAAUCAACCCUCUUGUUCUGCGACAUAGGAAGCCUCUGUUCAUUAUGUGGACAUCCACUAGAGAAGAUCUACAAAAGGAAAAUUGGAUACCAAACCACUUUGUUCCUCUCAUCCAAGUUUGUGGUCGGAAUGAGAAUUUCACAGAUGACUCUGAUGAAAAUAUUGAGUUGGAUGACAGUCUCCUGGAUACAUUGCUUCAGACAGUUACUGAUUCACAGGAGAUGGAAAGCCCAAUACCAGUAAUAGCCUGUUCACAGGAGCUGGAAAGUCCAAUACCAGUGAUAGCCAGUUCACAGGAGAUGGAAAGUUCAAUACCAGUGAUAGCCAGUUCACAGGAGAUGGAAAGUCCAAUACCAGUGAUAGCCAGUUCACAGGAGAUGGAAAGUCCAAUAAUAGCCUAUCAGGGAAACCAUCAUUCACGGUCUUUGGAAAGUCCAAUAACAGCAAUUUCACAGGCAAUGGAAAGUCCAAUAGCCAGUUCACAGGAGAUGGAAAGUCUAAUAGCCAGUUCACAGGAGAUGGAAAGUCUAAUGGCCAGUUCACAGGAGAUGGAAAUUCUAAUGGCCAGUUCACAGGCAAUGGAAAGCCCAAUAGCCAGUUCACAGGAGACGGAGAGUCCAAUAAAAGCCUAUCAGGGAAACCAACAUGUCCAGAGUCCAGCAAUCAUUGAUGAUGAGAAUUUAGCAAGUGUGGGUGAACAGAAUCAAGCAACCAUGGACAACAGGUGCAGGAAUGGCCGUUUGUCUCAUUCUUUGAGAAGAAAAGAGGGGGUUGGGUGAUGGGUUCAUUAAAGCAUGCCAUCAUCACCGCUGAUAUUUUAUCUAAAUUGGACCCCCCACAAAUUGAGAUGUAUGGAUCCAGAAUGUUAUACAAAUUUGAAAUGGUGUGAAGAUGAGAACAGAAGAAAUAAUGAAAUUCAUAAAUUGGAAAUAAACUUUUGAAGAAAUACAUAAAAA